AUGUUCUCCGAUGAGCUCAAGACGCUGAGGAGGUUGGGCUUUCGUCAUGUGUUGCUCCAGGUCCUCAAUUUCAUGUCAGUGCUCGCGACAGGGUUCAUGAUGUGGAAGGGACUUGGUCUCUUUACCAACACGGAGUCACCCAUCGUCGUCGUGCUCAGUGGAUCUAUGGAGCCCGCGUUCUACCGCGGGGAUCUGUUGUUCUUGACGAACCCUCCUGAUGAAAGAUACAAGACGGGAGACAUCACUGUGUACAAGAUUCCGGGGGCGGAUAUCCCCAUCGUGCAUCGCGUACUGGAGACACACGAUGUUGUAUCGGCGAAAGCAGGGUACGUUGCAGCAAGCCCUCUCGCUCAAAACCAGCUGCUCUUGACGAAAGGUGACAACAACGCCAUUGACGACCUCGAGCUGUAUCAAGGUCUGGAGUGGCUCGACCGGAGACAUAUUGUGGGGAAGGUCCGGGGCUUCCUCCCAUACGUUGGCUAUGUUACCAUCGCUAUGAAUGACUUUCCACAGCUGAAGUAUGCUCUCCUCGGAGGACUAGGGCUACUAGCGCUCGUACAGCGCGAGUAG
This is a messenger RNA of Laetiporus sulphureus 93-53, 570 nucleotides long. RefSeq lists its product as uncharacterized. The transcript is spliced from 6 exons. The record is from RefSeq and is a predicted model, not a curated record. Gene Ontology annotation, molecular function: serine-type endopeptidase activity. Bases 1 to 570 code for a protein of 189 amino acids. Gene Ontology annotation, cellular component: signal peptidase complex; membrane. Lineage: Eukaryota; Fungi; Basidiomycota; Agaricomycetes; Polyporales; Laetiporaceae.